This is a messenger RNA of Rhodamnia argentea, 1873 nucleotides long. RefSeq names its product serine carboxypeptidase-like 20. Bases 197 to 1684 code for a protein of 495 amino acids. Gene Ontology annotation, molecular function: acyltransferase activity, transferring groups other than amino-acyl groups; serine-type carboxypeptidase activity. The record is from RefSeq and is a predicted model, not a curated record. Lineage: Eukaryota; Viridiplantae; Streptophyta; Magnoliopsida; Myrtales; Myrtaceae. The transcript has 14 exons. Gene Ontology annotation, biological process: secondary metabolic process; proteolysis.
UUCCCUUGUCUUCCCCAUCUUUCCUUACAAGGAACGACACUACAGAUCAAGUUGCGCACAUACCCAUGAAUGAUGUCUCUUUUCUUGACUCGGUAUCCAUCUAUAUAAACAGUCUUGGUUCUGUAAUCGAUCACUGUUCCUGUUUUGCGUAUGUUGAAGACCGAUCCCUCACAGAGACCGACGACAGGACAUUUCCAUGGCAAGGAGCGGUCUUGUUUUGUACACUGUGCUGCUUCUCCUCUGUUCUUGUUUUGUGUUGACUCAGUGUGCUCCUGAAAGUGGUCUGAUUACUCUGCUUCCCGGAUUCAACGGCUCUUUUCCUUCGAAACACUAUUCUGGGUAUGUGACGAUUGAUUCGGACCACGGGAAGCGCUUAUUCUACUAUUUUGUGACAUCGGAAGGGGAUCCUUCGAAGGAUCCGGUGGUUCUGUGGCUAAAUGGAGGACCAGGAUGUUCGAGCUUUGAUGGUUUCGUGUACGAGCAUGGACCAUUCAAUUUUGAAGCUGCAAAGACACACAACAGCCUACCGCAACUGCAUUUGAAUCCCCACAGCUGGUCCAAGGUCUCCAACAUUAUUUACUUGGAUUCUCCUGCCGGUGUUGGAUUUUCGUAUUCUAAAAAUUCAAGCGACUACCGAACCGGUGACAUAAAGACUGCUCUCGAUUCUCAUACAUUUCUCCUCAAGUGGUUUGAGCUCUACCCGGAGUUCCUUCCCAACCCAUUCUUCAUAGCUGGAGAGUCAUAUGCAGGGGUCUAUGUGCCAACUCUUGCGUUUGAAGUGGCGAAUGGUAUUGAUGAUGGAGUGAAACCCGUUCUCAAUUUCAAGGGUUAUAUUGUUGGUAAUGGAGUCACUGAUGAUAAAUUUGACGGCAACGCUCUCGUUCCCUUUGCGCAUGGGAUGGGCCUGAUCUCAGAUGACCUGUUUGAGGAGGUUAACAGGGAAUGCCAAGGGAGUUACUUUAAGCCACUCAGUUCAACGUGUGAGAGCAAACUUGCAAAAGUUGAUCAGGAUAUAGAUGGUUUAAACAUAUAUGACAUCCUAGAACCAUGCUACCAUGGGCCAUCAAUAUCGACGGUUACAGCUACUAAUGAUAGGUUGCCUGCUAGCUUUAGGCGAUUGGGAGAAACUGAGCGGCCUCUUCCUGUGAGAAAGAGGAUGUUUGGCCGUGCCUGGCCUCUUAGAGCUCCUGUGAGGGAUGGAUAUGUUCCAACUUGGCCGGAGCUUCUCAAUAGCAACUCUGUUCCAUGUACUGAUGAUGAAGUUGCGACCACGUGGCUAAAUGAUAAAGAUGUCAGGAAAGCGAUUCAUGCAGAAGAGCAAAGCGUGGCGGGCGCUUGGGCUUUAUGCACAGGCAGAAUCUCGUUUUAUCAUGAUGCUGGAAGCAUGAUUAACUACCACAAAAACCUCACUGCUAGGGGGUAUCGAGCACUCAUAUUCAGCGGUGAUCAUGAUAUGUGCGUUCCCUACACCGGUAGCGAAGCAUGGACAAGAUCUAUGGGGUAUGAAGUCGUGGAUGAGUGGCGGCCUUGGACUUCCAAUGAACAAGUUGCCGGGUACAUUCAAGGAUAUGGAAAUAACCUCACCUUCUUAACCAUCAAGGGAGCUGGACACACGGUCCCGGAAUACAAACCUCAAGAGGCACUGGAUUUCUACAGCCGUUUUCUGGCAGGAAAGCGGAUAUGAUAGGAAAAUACCGUGCUUUUCAAUGCCCGCAAUUGCAAAAUAGAGAGUCGAGGGAGAGAGUUCAGAGACGUACUUCCUUCCAUCUUGUGCUUUUCUCCUUCCGCCCGAUUUGAAAUUUCGAGGACCUUGAUAAUUACGAACAUAAAAGAUGUCGAUAGAACACGAACUGUUAUACAGAGGGACAACGAA